GAUACGGUCCGUCAGAUAUUAUGUCCCCCGUCUGUCACCGUUGAGCGCAAUGAGUUGUUGGUUAAAAGGAGAAAAAUAAUCCUAAAUGCGGUUUAAAACCGGACAGCUUGUCACCGUAGAGUGACGUAAGACAGGGCAGUCACCAUGGCAACAGAAGAGGGAAGUAAAGCUGAGUUAGAGGCCGAUUUUUCUAUAAAUGAUGAAGAAAUGAAGAAGUGGAUGGGAAGAGCUUUUGAAAUGGCCAAAGACGCUCUGGAGAAUGGAGAAGUUCCGGUCGGAUGUCUGAUGGUCCACAGAGACGAAGUGGUGGGAAAGGGAAGGAAUGAAGUUAACGAGACAAAAAACGCAACUCGUCACGCUGAGAUGGUCGCCUUGGACCAGGUUCUGGACUGGUGUCGCCAUAGCAACCUGGAUGUGAGGAGCGUGUGCGAGCGGACAGUCCUGUAUGUCACUGUGGAGCCGUGUGUCAUGUGUGCUGCAGCCCUGCGCCUUAUGAAUAUCCCGCUGGUCGUGUACGGCUGCAGGAAUGAGCGUUUUGGAGGCUGCGGAUCAGUUCUGGACAUCUCCUCUGCAAACCUUCGUCACACCGGGACGACGUUCAGGUGUGUUGCAGGUCACAGAGCACAGGAAGCAGUUGAGAUGCUGAAAACUUUCUACAAACAAGAGAAUCCAAACGGAAAGAAACCUGGGAGUUCUCCGACAGUAGGUGUAGGAGCUGAGAAGGUUCUGAAUUAGUUCUGGUCUCCUGGUUUUAUUUUGACUAAACCUCCACACUCCCCGAGACCCAAAACAAGAAAAGACUGACCAGGACAGAAAUCCUCCUUUUCUUUUUAUUUACAUGUUGGAUUUUUAUUUUAUAAUAAAAAGAGUUCGCGUUUUUUGGAACAACCA
Molecule: messenger RNA, 891 nt
Organism: Girardinichthys multiradiatus
Lineage: Eukaryota; Metazoa; Chordata; Actinopteri; Cyprinodontiformes; Goodeidae
Gene: adat2
Product: adenosine deaminase tRNA specific 2
Exons: 7
Coding region: 145-735 (196 amino acids)
Biological process (GO): tRNA wobble adenosine to inosine editing
Cellular component (GO): nucleus; cytoplasm
Molecular function (GO): zinc ion binding; tRNA-specific adenosine-34 deaminase activity
Source: RefSeq, a predicted model, not a curated record